Myxocyprinus asiaticus (Chinese sucker) is the source of this 1584-nucleotide messenger RNA. RefSeq names its product adenylosuccinate lyase-like. Gene Ontology annotation, biological process: 'de novo' AMP biosynthetic process. The transcript has 13 exons. NCBI's taxonomy places the organism in Eukaryota, Metazoa, Chordata, Actinopteri, Cypriniformes, Catostomidae. Gene Ontology annotation, cellular component: cytosol. The record is from RefSeq and is a predicted model, not a curated record. The coding region runs from base 73 to 1521 and encodes 482 amino acids. Gene Ontology annotation, molecular function: N6-(1,2-dicarboxyethyl)AMP AMP-lyase (fumarate-forming) activity; (S)-2-(5-amino-1-(5-phospho-D-ribosyl)imidazole-4-carboxamido) succinate lyase (fumarate-forming) activity.
ACUGUCGCAAAAACUUGUGGAAGACAGCCUGGAGAGAGUUUGAUCCUUCGGUGUUACUGACUCGUUGCAAGCAUGGAGGGAUCCGGGGACGAGUUCCUGAAGUACCGCUCACCGCUGGUGUCCCGGUACGCCAGCAAAGAGAUGGCCUUUAACUUCAGUGAUAGAAAGAAAUUCAGCACAUGGAGGAAACUGUGGCUUUAUCUCGCCAAGGCUGAGAAGGCAUUGGAUCUCCCCAUAACCGACGCCCAGGUGAACGAGAUGGAGUCUCACUUGGAGGACAUUGACUUUGUCAUGGCUGCAGAGGAGGAGAAGAAGUUGAGGCAUGAUGUCAUGGCUCACGUGCACACAUUCGCCCACUGCUGUCCCACAGCUGCUCCUAUCAUCCACCUGGGUGCCACUUCCUGUUAUGUGGGAGACAAUACGGAUCUGAUAAUGCUUCGUGAUGGAUUUGAUAUCCUGCUUCCAAAGUUGGCUCGUGUAAUUGACAGGUUGGCUAACUUUGCAGAGACAUACGCUGAUCUGCCCACUCUAGGUUACACCCACUUUCAACCAGCUCAGCUGACUACAGUCGGGAAGCGUGCAUGUCUGUGGCUGCAGGAUCUGGUCAUGGACCUGAGGAACCUUCAGCGUGCGAGAGAAGAACUGCGUUUCCGGGGGGUCAAAGGAACCACGGGCACUCAGGCCAGCUUCCUGCAGCUCUUCCAGGGAGAACAUGAUAAGGUGGAGGAGCUGGAUAGGAUGGUCACAGAGAUGGCUGGAUUUAAAAAGUCGUACUUAGUGACGGGUCAAACAUACAGUCGUAAGGUGGAUAUUGACUCACUCUCUGUGCUGGCCAGUUUGGGAGCCACAGUGCACAAGAUCUGCACUGAUAUCCGUCUGUUGGCUAAUCUGAAAGAGAUUGAGGAGCCUUUUGAGAAAGAGCAGAUUGGCUCCAGUGCCAUGCCAUAUAAGAGAAACCCCAUGCGUGCUGAGCGCUGCUGUAGUCUGGCUCGCCACCUGAUGGCGCUGAUCUCCGAUCCUCUGCAGACGGCAUCAGUGCAGUGGCUGGAAAGAACCCUGGAUGACAGCGCAAACAGGAGGAUCUCUCUGCCCGAAUCUUUCCUCACCGCUGACAUCAUCCUCAGCACUCUGCAGAACAUCACUGAAGGAAUGGUUGUGUACCCUAAGGUGAUUGAGAGGCAUAUUCGUCAUGAGCUGCCCUUCAUGGCUACUGAAAACAUCAUCAUGGCUAUGGUAAAGGCUGGAGGAAACAGACAGGACUGUCACGAGAAGAUUCGGGUGUUAUCCCAGCAGGCUGCAGCCGUGGUGAAACAGGAAGGGGGUGACAACGACUUACUGGCUCGGGUUCGGGCUGAUUCAUAUUUUGCCCCCAUACUUGGCCAACUAGAUGCCCUACUGGACCCUAAAACCUUUAUUGGCCGAGCCCCACAACAGGUUACAAGGUUUUUGGCUGAGGAGGUCCGGCCUGUUUUAGAGCCAUACAAGAAUAAAAUGGAUGUAAAAAUUGAGCUAGAGCUCUGAAAUGUGCACACAAAUACAGCUUUGUACUACUGACAAAAUAAAGGCUGUAUAACAUUGAAUAAA